This is a messenger RNA of Apus apus (common swift), 857 nucleotides long. RefSeq names its product polyubiquitin-B. Gene Ontology annotation, molecular function: protein tag activity; ubiquitin protein ligase binding. The transcript has 2 exons. Gene Ontology annotation, cellular component: nucleus; cytoplasm. Gene Ontology annotation, biological process: modification-dependent protein catabolic process; protein ubiquitination. NCBI's taxonomy places the organism in Eukaryota, Metazoa, Chordata, Aves, Apodiformes, Apodidae. The coding region runs from base 92 to 781 and encodes 229 amino acids. The record is from RefSeq and is a predicted model, not a curated record.
GGGAGGGAGAGGAAGGGGUGGCGUAGUCGCGGCUGUGUGAGGGAGUCGGAGUGUUUUGCUGUCGGCUUGGCCUGCGAGCCCCGCGAGAAACAUGCAGAUCUUUGUGAAGACUCUGACUGGCAAGACCAUCACCUUGGAGGUUGAGCCCAGUGACACCAUUGAAAAUGUCAAGGCCAAGAUCCAGGACAAGGAAGGCAUUCCCCCCGACCAGCAGAGGCUGAUCUUUGCUGGCAAGCAGCUGGAAGAUGGGCGCACCCUGUCUGACUACAACAUCCAGAAGGAGUCCACCCUGCACUUGGUGCUGCGUCUGAGGGGUGGCAUGCAGAUCUUUGUGAAAACUCUGACUGGCAAGACCAUCACCCUGGAAGUUGAGCCCAGCGACACCAUUGAGAACGUCAAGGCCAAGAUCCAGGACAAGGAAGGCAUUCCCCCCGACCAGCAGAGGCUGAUCUUUGCUGGCAAGCAGCUGGAAGAUGGGCGCACCCUGUCUGACUACAACAUCCAGAAGGAGUCCACCCUCCAUCUUGUGCUGCGCCUGCGGGGUGGCAUGCAGAUCUUCGUGAAGACCUUGACAGGCAAGACCAUCACCCUGGAGGUGGAGCCCAGUGACACCAUUGAAAAUGUCAAGGCCAAGAUCCAGGACAAGGAAGGCAUUCCCCCGGAUCAGCAGAGGCUGAUCUUCGCUGGCAAGCAGCUGGAAGAUGGGCGCACCCUGUCUGACUACAACAUCCAGAAGGAAUCCACCCUCCAUCUUGUGCUGCGCCUGCGGGGUGGUAACUGAACUGGCCAGUUGUUUGCUUCCAAAGUAAAAGUUUCUCUGCACUUGUUCAUCCAAUAAAGCUGUUGCAUCCACAAAA